This is a messenger RNA of Erythranthe guttata (spotted monkey flower), 1590 nucleotides long. Its product is annotated as E3 ubiquitin-protein ligase SIS3. Gene Ontology annotation, molecular function: ubiquitin-protein transferase activity. The record is from RefSeq and is a predicted model, not a curated record. NCBI's taxonomy places the organism in Eukaryota, Viridiplantae, Streptophyta, Magnoliopsida, Lamiales, Phrymaceae. Gene Ontology annotation, biological process: sugar mediated signaling pathway.
CAUCGCCUAUUGUUUCUUAUGCAACGCAAAGAGACACACUCUCUCUCUCUCUCUCUCUAAAAAUGCCUCUCACUCUGCAAAUCAAGAACAAUUCCCCUGACAAAUCGUUACUCCUCGCCUUCUAACAUAGAAUUGCCCCUCUUUCGUUCUUCUUCACGCAGACUCAGCCAACUCGUGUCACCGUGUGAUUCUGUUUUUUUUUGUUCAUCAUCCUUUUCCUGUUCGAGUCAGGUGAGUGUGACUCAGUCCGAGCGAGUGGUUGGUUAGAUUUGGUGGAACGAGAAAUGAAAUCCUUGAUUCAGAGCUAAGAUUUUUUAGAAUGGCGAUCAAGGGCGUCGAUUUCAAGUGGUACGAUGGGUUCUUCUUGUCUAUGCUUGCCACAAGUAUAAUUAUUGUGGCAAUCAAUUGGGGGAGAUACCACUCGUGCACGUACCCGUUGCACAUAUGGAUCGUGGUCGAUUACACCACGGUGUUUAUUUUCCGGCUAUUAAUGUUUGUGGAUAAUGGAUUAGCUUCCGGAAUGGGAUUGGAUCUUGGUUGGCAGCAAAGAUAUAAGCGUUUUCGUGGACGGAUAGUUGUACUCUCGAUUCUUGUUUUGUUACUCUAUCCCUUCCUUUCAGCUUGGACUAUCAUCGGUACGAUGUGGUUCACUCGUGCCAAAAGUUGUUUGCCUGAAGAUGGUCAGAAAUGGGGUUUCCUUAUUUGGAUUCUCUUCAGCUAUUGUGGGCUCGUUUGCAUCGCUUGUAUCUGUAUCGGAAAGUGGGUAACAAGAAGGAAGGCGCAUCUAUUGCGUGCACAACAAGGGAUUCCCGUUUCGGAAUUCGGGGUUUUAGUUGACAUGGUUAGAGUGCCCGAUUGGGCUAUUGAAGCUGCCGGACAAGAGAUGAGAGGAAUGGGCCAAGAUGCCGCUACUUACCACCCCGGAGUUUACUUAACCCCAGCUCAGAGAGAAGCAGUGGAGGCACUAAUUCAAGAACUGCCAAAGUUCAUGCUGAAGGCGGUCCCCACCGAUUGCAGCGAGUGUCCUAUAUGCUUGGAGGAAUUUCACGUUGGAAAUGAGGUACGAGGGCUUCCUUGUGCCCAUAAUUUUCACGUGGAGUGCAUUGAUGAGUGGCUGAGAUUAAACGUGAAAUGCCCGAGAUGCCGUUGCUCUGUUUUUCCGAACCUGGAUUUAAGUGCACUGUCGAAUAUUCAGACGGAUAUCGAGAGGCCCUCGAUUAAUGUUGUUACAACAACAACAACAACAACGGCGCAGUAUGUAAGAAACGAGACUCCGAGUCAGAGCUAUAUGUUGAGAAUGCAAGGCUUGCUCCACCCGGUGAACUCUGAAAAUGGUCGACCCGCCACUGAAACGGAUAGUCCGGCUGCAAAUGGAGCCCCGGAAAAUAUGGGGCCCGUUCAUGUGGUGGUGGUUGAAGAGCCCGGCCCGCCUCGCCCUUGAAUUUUUUUUUAAUUUUUUUUUUGUGAUUAAAAGAAAUCCAGACAAUUACUUGGAACAGGGGAAAUAUGGUGGUGGCUAGUGUUUUUGUGAUACUUGUAGAAUUGCUUUUUGUUUGUAUUUUUAGUUUUUUUACCAUCUUUUUUAAUUUC